UCCCAGCAAUCUGACGGCUGGUGGGUCGGAACCAUGGGGGAGCCCUGGGUGGCUCGGGGCGCAGAAGGAGCGCCCACGCGACUGCCGCUGGUGCUCACCGCGCUGUGGGCCGUCGCCGUGGUCUUGGAGCUGGCCUAUGUGAUGGUGCUGGGGCCCGGGCCGCCUCCGCUGGGACCCCUGGCCCGGGCCUUGCAACUGGCGCUGGCUGCUUAUCAGCUUCUUAACCUGCUGGGCAACGUGGGACUCUUCCUGCGCUCCGAUCCUAGCAUUCGGGGCGUGAUGCUGGCUGGCCGCGGCCUGGGCCAGGGCUGGGCUUACUGUUACCAGUGUCAAAGUCAGGUGCCACCGCGUAGCGGGCACUGCUCUGCCUGUCGUGUGUGCAUCCUUCGUCGUGACCACCACUGCCGCCUACUGGGCCGCUGCGUGGGCUUCCAUAACUACCGGCCCUUCCUGUGCCUGCUGCUUCACGCUGCUGGUGUCCUGCUCCACGUGUCGGUGCUGCUAAGCCCUGCCCUGUCAGCCCUGCUGCGGGCCCACUCAGCUGUCUACACGGUGGCACUCCUGCUGUUGCCCUGGCUCAUGCUACUCACAGGCAAAGUGUCUCUGGCCCAGUUCGCCUUAGCUUUUGUGGUGGACACAUGUGUGGCGGGUGCACUGCUGUGUGGUGCUGGACUGCUUUUCCAUGGGAUGCUGCUGCUGCGGGGCCAGACCACAUGGGAGUGGGCUCGGGGUCAGCACUCCUAUGACCUGGGCACCAGCCACAACCUGCAGGCAGCCCUGGGUCCGCGCUGGGCCCUAGUCUGGUUCUGGCCUUUUCUGGCCUCCCCUUUGCCUGGAGAUGGGAUCACUUUCCAGACACCAGCUGAUGUGGGUCUUGUGGCUUCUUGAGUCCAGGUAGAGCUAGAACUGACUAGGGAGGAGGGGAGCAGAGGAGGGAGCCGAAGAACUUGCUUUCAGCUUCUUGCCAGCCGCAGGAAAGAGGCCAGGUCAGCCCUUCGUGCCUGUAGUGUGCAGCUCUAGCUCCCUCCUUGAUCCUGCCCAGUGUGGCCUCUUCCAUAUCUAGAGUUCAGACACUGCAACUUGGCCCCUUUUGACAGAGGAGGGUCUGGCAAGGGGUCUACUUGGCCUGCCUGUCUGCCCCUCUACCAGGCUGGUUCUUGGCCUCCCCAGUCUUUACUGGGUUCCUAUCCCUCACUUCAUCAUUUUGCUUGCUGUUUUCCAGUUCCCAUGCUUGUCAGGCCUGGAGACUACAGAAGACGUGAGACCCUAAUGGGCGGGACCCAGGCCAGGAGAAUUCAAAUGUGCUCUAGAGGAUAGCACUCCAAAGAAACGUCUCUGCAGCAGGGAUUUCCAGGGAGCUAUUGUAGCUCUCCUGUAUGUGGGUUCAGAGUUAGGAUCGUUGUUUUGUAAGAAACAUAAAGCUCUGCUAAGCCAUGUGACAAGACUGUGGGGAAGAAAUGUAGACUUUGCUGGUCUUAAACUCAAAGAAAUCCACCUGCUUAUGCUUUAUACU
This is a messenger RNA of Microtus ochrogaster (prairie vole), 1513 nucleotides long. It is a transcript of the gene Zdhhc24, whose product is annotated as zDHHC palmitoyltransferase 24. Gene Ontology annotation, cellular component: endoplasmic reticulum; Golgi apparatus. The record is from RefSeq and is a predicted model, not a curated record. Gene Ontology annotation, biological process: peptidyl-L-cysteine S-palmitoylation; protein targeting to membrane. NCBI's taxonomy places the organism in Eukaryota, Metazoa, Chordata, Mammalia, Rodentia, Cricetidae. Gene Ontology annotation, molecular function: protein-cysteine S-palmitoyltransferase activity.